This is a messenger RNA of Ornithodoros turicata, 1423 nucleotides long. RefSeq names its product phospholipid scramblase 2-like. Gene Ontology annotation, biological process: plasma membrane phospholipid scrambling. The transcript has 7 exons. Bases 312 to 1178 code for a protein of 288 amino acids. The record is from RefSeq and is a predicted model, not a curated record. Gene Ontology annotation, cellular component: plasma membrane. Lineage: Eukaryota; Metazoa; Arthropoda; Arachnida; Ixodida; Argasidae. Gene Ontology annotation, molecular function: phospholipid scramblase activity.
CUUUUUUUUAAUGGAAUAGCAUGCCGACCUUGGUCUGGCAGACCUUUCCUUUCAGUAACUAUAUAUCCCCCCCCCCCCCUAGGGUGCCUCAAUAAUAGCAAGUUUUCAGGCCACUUAUAUUGAACGCUCUAGCACCGCAUCCUGUUAAUGGUACGCGCUUCUGCAAAGGCAAUUCGUAGAUGAAGGGGAAGAUGACCAUCACGUGCAAAAAGAACGUAGAACGCUCGAUUGAUUCUUACAUCGGCAGGAACUUUCUCCGCUAUUGCUGAAGUUCUCUAGAGGGAGGCUUAAGCAACCACAAAACAUCAAAGAUGCCACCAAAGGUAAUACCGAAUAUUCCGAGCCAGCAAGGACAACAAUAUCGGCCACCGCAGGGACAGCAGUUGCCAGCACAGCAAACCCCGCUGCAACCCCAGCAGUUGCCGGUACAGCGAGCUCAACAAUCCGCUGCCCGACGUCCUCCUCCCAGAAUGCCAAUGCCAGUUGACGCUGCAGCUGCUGCUUGUCCGCCAGGCCUGGAAUACUUGUGUGUCCUAGACCAGCUUGUCAUCAAGCAACAGAUAGAAUUAUUUGAAGUACUCGUCGGCUUCGAGACUCAGAACAAAUACCUCGCCUGUAACAACCAGGGCCAGAGCGUGUACUAUAUGGUCGAAUCCAGCGACUUUUGCACACGAUGCUGCAUCAGUGAUGCACGAUGCUUUCAAAUGUUCGUGGUAGACAACCAGUGCAGGGCUGUGAUGAGGUUCGUUCGACCGUUGCGAUGCGAAAGCACCUUCCGAAAUUGUUGCUUCUGCUGUCUUUUGCAGGAUAUGCAAGUGGAAACGCCGCCCAAUCAGCUAGUUGGCUCCGUGCGCGAGGUAUGCAGCGUCUGCCAACCUACAUUCCAUGUGUGUGAUACAAGCGGAAAACCUGUGCUCCGUGUGCAGGGCCCGGUAAUCACAACGAGCUGCCCCGGGGCUAUGGACGUAAAAUAUAAGAUUCUGACGCUGAAUGGGAAAGAAAUUGGUAUAAUCUCGAAGCUGUGGGGAGGGGUACUCAAGGAGAUGCUCACAGACGCGGACACAUUCAGCGUCACCUUCCCUGUCGACCUCGAUGUUCGUGUCAAGGCUUGUCUCAUUGGAUGCGCAAUGCUCUUUGACUAUAUGUACUUCGAAACUGAUGCACAGGAUAGAAGCUAAGAGGACAGUCGGGGUACAAUGUAUGCGCAACUGACGACCAUUUCAAGAAGCACAGGAAGAGCAGUAGCAAGAAAGAUGCAGUAGUCCCUUGCAGCAGUUCUGCGCUUGAAGAACGUGACACGGAUCUGUUCACUUCACCUACGACAAAACAAUCGCCAUUUGAAACCCAAAUAUUUUGUUCUUUUGAAACUAUGCCUGAGAUUCGUUUGAAAAAUACGGAGUAAAGGCAUCUACUGUGUACCCUA